UCCCGCAAAAUUUUCAUAGUAACUGUAGACAUCCUAUUCUUCAUUGUCUUAUCGAUGCUAUUCCUGUUUUUCAUGGGUUUUCUAAAAUGGUCGAUCGGCUUGUAUAUACCGGUGGUAGGUCGUUGGGGUUUGGAUUCUCUGUUGGAAACUAGCGGAAUGUCUGAGUACUUCGAACGAGAAUUAAAAUAUAAAUGCGUGGUGAUGGAUGAGCAUGGUGCACCGGUGCAUCCAGAUACGCGAAAGAGAACGGUUAGAAUAUGCAGCAGGAAAGCGGAAUUCUUCUUGAACGUGAUGUUCUUUUUGAUUUUCCCAUUUGCAAUUUGCUGCAUUCGUCUUAAGAAGACCUUUCGUCGGCCCGCCCAUAGACGUUACUCGAAUGGAUCUAAAAUCAGUUUGAUGAGCGACAAGAGCGAACGUCCGAGAACGAUCUGCGUAAGUAUUUAUGGCGAUAGUCAAGAUUCGCGUAUGGAAAUCGAGGACACCAAGUACGUGAUAGACGAGUUGAAGAAAUCUGAGGAAUCAUUACGUAGUCGUAUUAGAAGUAAAAGAAACAGUUCCACAAAAGAAUACCGUUCGCAUCAUUAACAAGAACUCGGAAACAGGUUUGACAUAACUGCCACACACA
Cyphomyrmex costatus is the source of this 625-nucleotide messenger RNA. RefSeq lists its product as uncharacterized. Bases 55 to 585 code for a protein of 176 amino acids. Lineage: Eukaryota; Metazoa; Arthropoda; Insecta; Hymenoptera; Formicidae. The transcript is spliced from 5 exons. The record is from RefSeq and is a predicted model, not a curated record.